Messenger RNA from Stylophora pistillata, 1334 nucleotides. RefSeq lists its product as uncharacterized. Lineage: Eukaryota; Metazoa; Cnidaria; Anthozoa; Scleractinia; Pocilloporidae. The record is from RefSeq and is a predicted model, not a curated record.
UUCAACAAUGGUCUGAAACUGCUGCCCAAGCUUACAUAUGAGCAUAUCAACCUGAAUGCUUAUUCAGUUAUGAGGGUUAAUCUUGCUGCACAAGUCUUGAGCUCAACAAUGGCAGCAGUCCUAAAAGCAUUUGGCCCCCCGAAGCAGCUGGCACUGCCAAACUCUGUGAAAUGGUUGAUUGUUUCUUCGACUGCUUAAAUGUGAGAAGCAGGAUUGAACAUAUCCGUAAAUGCAAGCCCUUCCUGGCUCCAUGUACAUCACUUCUGGAUGGAAGAUUUGAAUUCCUGAUGAAAUUUCUGGAGUACCUGAACUCAUGGAAAACCAGCACAGAGAACAAACCUGGUAACUACACCCAGAAUGCCAGAGGCAAAAUGUUCUUGACCUGGCGGACACAUGAGGGAUUUGAAAUCACCGUCCGUUCUGCAAUUGAGUGUACAAAGUUCCUUCUCCAGGAAGGAAUGGAAUUUAUUUUGAUAGAACGCUUCUGUCAAGACCCAGUUGAACAAUAUUUUGGAGACCAGCACAGACUUGGCAGGCAUUGUGAUAAUCCAGAUAUUCACCAAUUUGGAUGUAAUGCCAACACCAUCUGCAUCCAGCAGUCUGAUUCAUGCCAAAGCGGUAACACCAGGGGGAGGAAGGAUAAGCAUUGACAAUGGGAACAAAUGACAAAUGAUAAAUUGCCAUGCAGAAAGAGAAGAAAAACUGAAUGAUAGUUAUUCAUUGUUAAAAUCAAUUCAUGUAUCAGUUAGCCUCAAGUGAUAAUGAUAAUAAUUAGAUCUUACAUUUUGAAAGAUAUGCUUUAAUUUAGUAGUGGAUUAUUAAAUUGAUGUCUUUUGGAUGAUCUUUCAGACAUGUGAACAAUAUGUAAACAAAUUUUGAUUUAAAAGUCAAUAAUAUCUUGAAACACCAAGACUGCUGUUGACAUCAUUAUAUAGUUACUGAUAAUUUUAUGGCAUAUCUGGCAGGUGUAUAUAUGUAACUAGAGUAAUAAUUAUAGCUUUGAACAAUAAAUGAUAACAUGAAACUACAGUAUUUCCCUGUUGUGACCUAAAAUUAUUUACAAAUGAAGCAUAAGGUAUCUAGCACUGUUCAGUACUUAAGUGUCCCAUUUUAUGAAUUAUCCAAAGAAGCUUAAGAAAUUAAAACCUUUAGAUAUAAGCACGGUAAAGUCGGAGGUGUUUUCUCUAAGCUCUUCCAAUGAAUUAACUACCUUUUCAUUUUAUAUUGACAUUUUGUACAGCUGAACUGAGAGUAUGACUCAAUUUUUCGAAGAUAGUGAUGAUUUUUUCUAUAUUGUUUUGUCCAUUAAAAAUGGGUUGAAUCUUCAAAAUAAA